AUUUGUGAAACAUUUUUGUGGUAAACAUUUGGCAUCCAACACUCAAAUCCCUAUCUUUUAAGCAAGAAGGUUCUCUUCUUUAGUUCCAACCAAACCAAAAAAGGAGAAAGAAAGUUAAAAGGUUCCUAUCUGAACAAUUUUACCUUUGUGUCAUACUUUCAUUUUUCUUUGUGGGUUUAACAUAGAGAAAAGGGGUUCAGGGGCAGAAGUAGUGUAGAUUCAACUUUGAUGAUGGAAGUGUGGUGGUUUCUGUUAGGGGCAGUUAUACCAGUUGUAGUUGCGGGGCAAGCUCUGAAAGUAAAGGAAAAGAGGAAUGACCACGAAAGAGCAAAGACCGUAGGCAGAAGCGGUAAGGGUAGCUUCAACGGCGGUGUCUUUGUCUGUGAGAGGGUGUGCAGUUCAAAGAGACUGCUAAACAAGGUUGCAGCAUCUUCAAAAGAUCCAAUAAUGGAUGCUUGUGUGACUGUCUGUGGUGCUUAUGAACUGGAUGCUUGUGCCGAGGCUUGUGCUAAAACGGUGUGUGUCAACCAACACAAAGUGCCUGAUUGGAAUGGCGUUUGUCUUGCGAGAUGUCAAAGUGAGUGUCUUAAGCUGUUGCAUUCGCCGCCUCUCAAUUCCGAGUAAUUUCUGGGUUUCUUCUUUCAUCUCUAUGCGUCGAGUUUUGUAGUAGAAUUCAUUUUCUUUUCUUAUUGAUGAAUAAAAGCUUUUGUUGAACCAAAUCCUCCAAAAGUA
Messenger RNA from Morus notabilis, 732 nucleotides. RefSeq lists its product as uncharacterized. The transcript has a single exon. NCBI's taxonomy places the organism in Eukaryota, Viridiplantae, Streptophyta, Magnoliopsida, Rosales, Moraceae. Bases 229 to 624 code for a protein of 131 amino acids. The record is from RefSeq and is a predicted model, not a curated record.